AAGCGUACGUGUUUCUCGCAGUUUGUACAAUUCUUUCGUUUAAAAUGUUACCGUCGAUUGUAUAUCUAUACGUUCUAUUAUUUUUUGUGACAAGGAUAUCAUAUGGCCAAUCCUCGUGUUCUUGUAAUCAAACAGAUUUAGAUUUCGCGACUGGUGUCAACCUAAUUUAUUAUAAAUGUAAUAGUGAAAUUCCUGCAACAAUCGCCUAUCCUAUCACAGUGCCACAGACGUUACUCAAUGUGCUGGAUACUAACAAACGGGUAAUCUUUUACAUUUAUGGAUAUUUACAAUAUCCGGAGGAUUCAAAUGUUCAGUUAAUGAUGGAAGCACUUUGUUAUGAAAGAACGGACAAUAUUGUACUACUUGAUUGGAGUAAAUACUCUAAUGGCUCUUAUGCAUCCGUUUUUAGAGAUGCUGAAAAAGUAGGCAGUUUAUUUGCACGAAGUUUGCAACUACUUGUGGAAAGUGGCUUAGACGUAUCGAAAAUUUAUAUUAUCGGGCAUUCGUUAGGUGCUCACAUAGCUGGCUAUGCUGGUAAAUGCAAUGCCUUCAAGAUACCUCGCAUUACAGGAUUGGAUCCUGCAAAUCCUCUUUUUUAUCUUCCUGGAUGUUAUCUUACAUCCAAGGACGCGGAGUGGCUCGAUGUCAUCCACACAGACAAGGGUGGAUAUGGCACUCCGACAUCUAUGGGUACAGCGGACUAUUACGUGAACGGUGGAACUCGUCCUCAACCUGGUUGCCAAUUUCUGGGCGUACCAUUAAGCAAUGACGAUCUCUGUAGUCAUCAAAAAUCUGUCGUGCUAUAUGCAAACUUGAAAAUAAAGCCUACCAAAUUUGUUGCAAAGAAAUGUUCUUCCUACCUCCAUUAUAUAUUCAAUUACUGCAGUAAGCCUUUAUCGAUCAAUGUUGGAUAUACAGCAAAAAAUAUACGCGGAUCGUAUUAUUUUCGUACAAACCCUAUAUAG
Cyphomyrmex costatus is the source of this 965-nucleotide messenger RNA. RefSeq names its product lipase member H. The record is from RefSeq and is a predicted model, not a curated record. NCBI's taxonomy places the organism in Eukaryota, Metazoa, Arthropoda, Insecta, Hymenoptera, Formicidae. Gene Ontology annotation, biological process: lipid catabolic process. The transcript is spliced from 7 exons. Gene Ontology annotation, molecular function: serine hydrolase activity; lipase activity. The coding region runs from base 45 to 965 and encodes 306 amino acids.